This is a messenger RNA of Pollicipes pollicipes, 3051 nucleotides long. RefSeq names its product proline-rich protein 36. The transcript is spliced from 5 exons. Gene Ontology annotation, biological process: neuronal signal transduction; chemotaxis. Gene Ontology annotation, cellular component: nuclear membrane; rough endoplasmic reticulum membrane. Gene Ontology annotation, molecular function: microtubule binding. The record is from RefSeq and is a predicted model, not a curated record. NCBI's taxonomy places the organism in Eukaryota, Metazoa, Arthropoda, Thecostraca, Pollicipedomorpha, Pollicipedidae. The coding region runs from base 1 to 2625 and encodes 874 amino acids.
AUGGCGACGGACGCCGGCGCGCGCGCGCCGGUGCCGGCCUGGAAGCAGAAACUACUGGAGAAGCGAAGCGCCGCGGCGCGCGGCAAGCGGCCCGGCGGCAGUUGGACAGGAGCCGCGACCGAGGGAGGGCACACCGAUCGCUACAUCACGGAGCGGGGCGCGAUCCUGGGCAUCGUGACUGGGCCGGGGCGUGACCGGAGUGGCGGCCAGUUCCGCACAGACUCCAGCGACGCAUGGCGCAAUAGGGAGCUCAAGAUGGGCGUCAGCGUGGCCUGCACCAACAUGGCGAUGGCGACGAACCCGAGCCGGCUUGCGCACAUGCGGCCCUACCGGCUGCUGAGACCGGCUGGUGGCGACAAGCCGCAGCCGGACGACUCGGACUCCAGCAGUGAGGAGCUGCGUUACGGACCCGGCAUCGUGUCGCGGCUCAAGGACCGCUAUAUCUCCAUCACGCUGCGCGAGUCGGUGGGCGUGCGGCGGCCGGCGCUGCGGCGCGUCACCAGCCUCGAGGACAUGCUCGACCAGGAGGGCGCCUUCCAGAACGGCGACGUCACGGACAGCUUCAUCCUGGAUGGGCGCGGCCGCGGCCGGCCCGACUCGAUGAAGCGGGCCAAGUCUGUGGGCGACCUGGCUUCCGGCCGGCCGGCGGCGGUCGCGCCGGAUGGAAGCCGGCAGCUGCAGCGGCGCGACCGGAAGGAACAGCCGCCGGCGAUAGCAACCGAAAAGAUAGUCAUCGUGGAGCAGACGCGGCCGCGGCCGCCGGCGCAUCCCGUGCUGGUACCGCCGAGCGACAAAGCCGUGCAGACACCGGACCCGCCGCCCGCCGAGAAGGACGCACUGCCAGCGCCCGAUACCGUACGCACCGUCAAGCGGAUGUUCGAACCGUCCCCGCGGCGUGUGGGCACGCGCCCGGCCGGCGACGCCAAGGGUGCGGCGGGUCUGCGGACUGGCAUGGACCGGCCGGGGCAGAGGGCCGCGCGACGAGCCUCCCCGGCCAGCCGACCGGCGUCGGCGGCGACCACACGCCUGGCGACGAAGACGGCUACCACCUCGUCGCUCAAGUCGUGUAUCCGUGACAAGGCGACGACGACCGGUGCUGUGAGGAGCCCGGCACUGAAGCCGUUCGUGUCUGUUACGGCUCCGGCGGCACCCGCGACGCCCACCUCGCCUUGCAGUCCGCCGGUUCCACUGGGCGGCCGUCAGGUCUCGCCCGCGACAGCGCCGGCCGGCUCCGCAGGCGACCGGCACGACAAGCUCACCUCCUGGAGCCAGCUGCGCCAGGGCGGCUCGCAAGCGGAUCACCCGGCCCCGGCCCCGACCCCGGCGCCGGCGCCGGCCGAGGCGACCUUGCCGUCCAGCCCGGCGCGGACCGCCGGCGGGGUCAAGAAGCCGCUGUCAAGGGAGUCGAGCCUGGAGCCGGCGUCGCCAACGUCGUCCCCGGUUCGGCGCCAGGUCGGCAUCAUCAAGCCCACCCGAAAGGUGGAACACCGCGACGAGUUCAACCGGCGCAAGAACGCACUCAACCACGUCAAGAACAGCGUGGUGGAGAAGGAGAUCGCCGUGGUUGGCACUGAGUAUCUCAAGAAGAAGGACUUGGAAGAGACGGCGUCGCUGAGCAAGCCCGCGCCUCCGCUGAACGGGACGAAGGAGCCGCCGGCGGCACGGGAGGAUGUGCCGCCGCCGGCGCUGCCGCCACGCAAGGCCGUGCUGGAGCCGAAGGAGACCUUGCCGCUGACGGUGGAUACGAUGCCACCUCGGCCGGCACCCUUCCAGGGCAUCAUCCUGAAGCCGGUGCCGAAGGCCGACUUCUGUCGCCCGACCGAGCAGGCGGCGCCGGAGCCGGCGCCGGCGCCCAAGCUGACCCUGAGCUCCGCGCAUGCGGCGAGGCCCGAUCCUGCGGCAGUCUCGAAGCCGGUGCCGGCGGUGGUGACCCGAUCCCAGCCGCCCCAGGCGCCGCCUCAGGCGCCGCCGGUGAACCGGCCGGCCGCCGCGCCGGUCAGCAAGCCCAAGUGGUACCAGGCGCCAGAUAGCAGCAUGGUGUUCAAUUUUACGCGGCGACAGGAAGUGCCAGACUACGUCGAAGACGACGGCCUCAUCCUGCGCCGCAAGCUGCCCAAGGUGGGCGACUCGGGCUACGUCAUCCUACCUGGCUUUGACCCCGGUCAAAGCUGUGACGAUGACCUGACCUCGAGUCUGGUGUCUGGGCCGCCAUCGCCUUGCAACGUUGUCUUCAUCAACGCUGACAUCAUCAUCUGUGGCAAAUCUAGUCUCAUGAAGAAGCCAAAGACGAGAAAGAUGGCGGUGUCGUUCAGUGUCAGCGGACCGUCUACACACGAGUAUCCUUCAGAGGCGUCGCUGAUUACCGAGCACACUGCCACCAGCAACGGUGGCUCCAGAGCGCCCAGCGCUUCCAAUGGUACCAUAGGGGGCCUGGCCAGCUACACGCCCAGCAAGCUGACAGCCGGCUCGGACUUUGAGCUGGGCGUGUCGCGCCUGGCGCCGGCGGCCCCGGUACGGCCCAGUGGGGCGGACGAGCGCCGCUCGCCGGACGAGUUCCUCAAGCCGGCGGACGAGUCGGAGACGGUGGUGUGGAGCUCGGAGACCUCUGCUGACAUUCUGUUUUAGAGUUGCGCGCUGCGGCCGCGGCGCGGCGCUAUGAUCGCUUGCGAUUCUGCGAGUCAUGCUUAUCGAAGCGGUCGCCUCGCGUAAGAUGCGCUGAUAGAGGUGAAGAGGGGCGCCGCGAGUUUUAGUUAUCCUGUGCUUGGCCGGGCAGUAGAUGCUGUGUUGUUCGCACUGUAUCGAAAAUAGCGCGUUUCGCUGUAGCGGAGUGUCUGAUUUGAGCGAACGCAUGUUGUCAUCGUAUUGUAACAGACAUCGCGCCAUUUUGUGUCAUGUUCUUGAUAGAUAUAUUUAUUAUAUAGAGAGCGUGAGAUUUUACACAAUUUUAUGCGGUUGAAAUGACGAUGAUAAAUAUAGAUGCUUUAAUUCGACUUUUUACCUCAUGGUGAUUUUCGCCCUUUCAAGAAGUGUGCCAGCUACCUUGCACUAUUG